GACGGAAGCGGAAAUUGUAGUUCUUUGCAGAUCCCUGAAAGCAUCCCGAAGGAUAUUUCCCCCCCCCCCCAGAUCUGUGUGUGCUGGGACCCAAUGUUGUCGUGGAGAGAGACGAACAGAAUGAGCAUCCAGUGAGAGCAGAUCGAAAGAGAGACCCACUUCUUUGACAUCACCCCCAGUCAGUUGUAUUUCAAUAGGUCCUUGUGGUUUGAGACACCCCAUCAGGCACCAUGACGUCCUCUAUGCUACGCCGGCAAUUGAAGAACCUCGUUCAGAACUUCUCUGAGGCUGAGGUCAAGGUGAGGGAGGCCACCUCCAAUGACCCCUGGGGCCCCUCCAGCUCGCAGAUGGCCGACAUCUCGGACCUCACCUACAAUGUGGUGGCCUGCAACGAGAUCAUGACCAUGCUGUGGAAACGCCUCAAAGACGACAAGAACUGGAGGCACAUCUACAAGUCGUUGACCCUGCUGGAGAACCUGUUAAAGACGGGCUCAGACCGCGUUCUGAAUACGAUGAAGGACAACAUCUACAUUGUGAAAGCGCUAACAGAGUUCCGUUUCCAGGACAAGGAUGGGAAAGAUCAGGGGGUGAACGUGAGGGAGAAGGCCAAGGUAGUACUGGUUCUUAUGGAGGACGACGAGAAACUAAAGGAAGAGCGAGAGUCUGCGCUCAAGACCAGAGACAAGAUCUCAAAGAACGCCACUGCCUCCUCGGACGACCCCAACGACCCCAAGGACCCCAACUACAAGCCAGUGUAUGUCCCAGGAGCCACCGGGCUCCCCUCCCUGGCCAACAUACCGUCUGUGGCUGAUCUCGCCGCCAGCUUUGAGGCCAAGAAGCAAGAAAAACUGAGACUAGAGGCCCAGAAAAAAGAGGAGGAACGAAGGUCAAAGAUGACCAAGGAAGAGCUUGAUUGGGAGGAUGCCGCCAAAGCAGGAAAAGUUGCUGAUUCCUUUUGCGGGGCAGAUGCGCCAUCAGAGGAGGAUGCAUGGGGUGCAGCAGCAAAGACACCCGCUCCUGAUCCUUGGGGGGUGGCGUCCAAAGCUCCAUCCGAGGAUGCAUGGGGCGGAUCAUCCAAAGCUCCAUCCGAGGAUGCAUGGGGUGCACCAUCUAAUGCUACAACAGAAGAAGCAGAUCCUUUUGCGGCACCAGCCAGUGCCCCAACAGAAGGUUCAGAUCCUUUUGCGGCUACAAUAGAUGGUUCGGAUCCAUUUUCUGCACCAUCCAAUGCAUCAUCUAAAGUUGAAGCUGAUCCGUUUGGGGCACCAAAAGAUGAUCCCUUUUCAGCACCAUCCAAUACACCAAAAGAUGGUUCCGAUCUGUUUGGGGCACCAAAAGAUGAUCCCUUUUCAGCACCAUCCAAUACACCAAAAGAUGGUUCCGAUCUGUUUGGGGCACCAAAAGAUGAUCCCUUUUCAGCACCAUCCAAUACACCAAAAGGUGGUUCUGAUCUGUUUGGGGCACCAAAAGAUGAUCCCUUUUCAGCACCAUCCAAUACACCAAAAGGUGGAUCUGAUCCGUUUGGGGGACCAAAAGAUGAUCCCUUUUCAGCACCAUCCAAUACACCAAAAGGUGGUCCUGAUCCGUUUGGGGCACCAAAAGAUGAUCCCUUUUCAGGACCAUCUAAUAUGUCUAAAGAUGGAGCCGAUCCAUUUGGGGCACCAACAGAGGAUCCAUUUUCGGCACCAUCCAAUAUGCCAAAAGACAAUUCCGAUCCUUUUGGGGCCCCAUUGAAUACCCCAACGAAAGGUGCUGAUCCUUUUAGGGCACCAUCCAGUCCACCAACCGAGGCUUCAGAUGCAUGGGGUGCUCCAUCCAAUCCACCGUCCGAAAAGAAGGCUGAUCCCUGGGGAGACGAGGGAACCACAGCUGCCUCUCCCCCCGCAGAUCCAUUUGGCGAUAGCCCGAAGGCUGAUGAUGACGCAUGGGGACCACCAGCAUCGACUCCGCCCACCGCCAGUGACCCUUGGGGUGCAACUGCUGCUCCCACAGACACAGCAUCGACAAGUGACCCCUGGGGAGAUGGAGGAGCUUCCACCACUACAGACACUAUGAACUCUGACCCAUGGGGAGCUCCAAGUAAUGGCACAGACAAUGGAGCCGCCGCAGACGAAAACAACAAAUCGCCAGCUUCGUUCCUUGGCGCAGGAGCUUCACUCGUGAACAUGGACUCACUCCUCUCCUCCGAACCCAAACAACCCCCCCUCAACGUCCUUGCCAAGCAACAAAGCGUUUUACAAGGCCCAGGCCCUAUGGGCAGAGUCACGUCCAUUGCUGGCGUGUCUCGUACUACAAUCCCCCCAAACUCCAGCCUUUUUGGUUCCACCGCUAUGUCCUACGGUGUUACCCACCCCAGCUUUCGGUCCCCCAACCCCAUGCUGGGGACUCCUUUAUCCCAGCUAUCAUCCCAUUCCCUGGGCAUGCCUCGUCCUGGCCUGGCUAUGCCUGCAAUGGGUCCUCAGAUGGCACCCCCUUGUUUUGGAGCUGUGAUGGUACAACCCAAUUGUCUGGGGGUGAUUCCUCCGUCAGGUCACUCUGCAGUGGCCCACUUGGGAGCUUCCACUCCUCCAAUGGGACGCGGGGUCCCUUUGCAGCCACACAUGGUUUUGGACACCGGGAUGGGAGAGCCUCUUCAACAGAACAACAAUCCUUUCCUUUUUUGAAAAGCUACAACCUGCCCAGCUCACCCUCCUCAACCCCAAUAUCUACAAUGGUUAAUAUAAUGUACAUGUCCAAUUUAGGUGUAUGCAACAAUAUGUAAGAAAUUAAGCAAGGCAAAAUAUAAGUAUUUUGAAAUUAUUUUUCAUGGAAAAACAUUCCAUUUUGGUUGAUUCGAUUUUCAUUUAGGUUCUUUCAAGAGUGGGGAACUUAGCGGGGAUCGUAGGAGUUAGAUCCAUUUAGGUCUUGUGUGAUUUUGCUCUUGUGCUGUUCGUUUUCAGUUACGCUGACCAGGUUAUUAUCAAUGCUCGCGUUCUUUAUGCUUGACUCAAAAGGCUCUGAGAGGGAUGGACGGAGGGUUAAGAAGACCUGAUAGCAAUAUUUGUACAAUCAUUACAAAAGCCUACAGUGGGACACGUACCCAUAAAGAACAGGAUGCUAGUAGAGACGCUUUCAGGAAGUGUGUGUGUGUGUGUGUGUGUGUGUGAGCGGGCAUGUUUUGUGUGAAGAUGAGGUGAGGUCCUUCAGCAAAAGUAACCAUAGCAACAGUAACUUUUUAAAGUUCUAUUGUAUUUUUUAAAUUAAUUUAUUAUCCUAUUUCUUGUAUUUAUUUAUUUAUUUAUUAAACGAUUUGUUUGUUUCUUGAACACUUGGCCUCCAACAGACACUUUCGAAAAACAAACUAGAGUCAUAUUCAAAUUCAUUCAUAUGACAUUACUGACAGCAAACACCAAAGUUGUCAUUUUCCCCUGGGUUUCUUGAGUUGAACAGUGACUUUGGUUGGAAAAGGUCAAAUCCAAUUGGAUAGAACCCUAAUCAUCCACAUUAUCAUCCAAUAACCAAUAGUGGCUUUAUUUCCCUUUUAUCAUUUUAUACACAUGUAUAUGUCUACUUAUUUUCUUGUGUUCGGGAACAAACACAUUGUAUACAAAUGAAAGCUGGAUUUGUCAUCCUUUUUUUCUGUCCUGCGAAGCUAUCUGUCAGUUGAAAGUUUUUUUUUUUUGUCAAAUAUUUGUAUUGAAAGACAACAUUCCAUGCAUACAGUACUGUUAAUGUAUAUCUAUUCAGUGAGUUUUCAUCGUAAGACCCAUUUGGAUGCUUGUCAUUCUGUAUUUUUGCAUUCCUUCUUUGGCCUCAAACGAAACGGUCGAAGUACAACAAGACGGCGCACAACGUGAAGCGAAAUGAAAGUGGGACUGGAAGUCAAACAAAUGAAUUUAUCUGAAUCGUAGUGCAAGUGUAUUAGUAUAGCUACGAUAAAUGUUAUCAUAGCUACUAUUAUAAUUACAUUUUUGUAUGAUCAAUCUUUAUUUUAUUGUGUAUGUCAAGGCUGUGAUGUAAACUGUGACAGUACACAUUUGAGAAAUAAAAUGAUUCAAUUCCUGAGAGCUCAGCUCUGACUACAGUA
Messenger RNA from Oncorhynchus keta (chum salmon), 4066 nucleotides. RefSeq names its product epsin-1-like. The transcript has 11 exons. Gene Ontology annotation, molecular function: clathrin binding; phospholipid binding. Gene Ontology annotation, cellular component: clathrin vesicle coat; endosome; plasma membrane. Gene Ontology annotation, biological process: endocytosis. The record is from RefSeq and is a predicted model, not a curated record. Bases 231 to 2663 code for a protein of 810 amino acids. NCBI's taxonomy places the organism in Eukaryota, Metazoa, Chordata, Actinopteri, Salmoniformes, Salmonidae.